GCCGACGCCGACGACGCGCCGAGACGGUUCUCUGUUGUUGCGUUGUACUCGCGCCGUACACUCUGUUGCUUAGUGUACGGGACGACGACGGCGGCGACGGCCGACGCGAACGGGCACGACGCUUUCAAUGAUGAUGGUUUAUCAGUUCGUCGUGGUCCGCUACUACGCCGCGACCGUAUCGGCGGUCGCCACCGGGUGAUUGCCGGACGACGUCGAGGAGGAAGUAGCAGCAGCAGCAGCGGCAGCGGACGUCGAGAUAAUAAUAUUAUUAUACACUGGCCGCACGACAUUAUACUAUAGACACACCGGAAGUCCGGUACCGUCUGGCUACCGUAUAGCGAGACACGGGACGCGCGAGAUCUCCUCGCGGUCGCCGCCGCAGAUUACAGAUGCUCUUGGUGCAUCUAGAUGGGGUCUCAAGAGAGCUUAGCCACAUUUCAAUAACAGUUAUAUCAGCAUUUGGUACUACCAGCGUGCGCGUUGGGAUGUGACGCAGGGUGGACGAGAGCAUCGUGCGCGUGAUUAGCUGUAGCUGGGUGUGCUAUGCUAGCCGCCCGCCACGUUCUGCUCCUGUUGGUGGCCGGUUCGUUUCUCGCCUCAUCGGUCCUCGCGCUACCACAAGACAAAGUCACAGAGAGAAAAUUUGGUGACAAAUGCGAAUCCAACGACGAUUGUCAUUUCAACGGGUCAAUAUGUAGAAUUGACCGGAGCAACAAAAAGUGUCUGUGUCAACCCGAAUUUGAGGCCACCAACCACAUCGACAAAUGCGGACACAACGUAGCGAUUAACAAACCAUGUUUUUUUAACGAGCAAUGUGAAAACCUCGUAUUCCAAACAGAGUGCAGAGAUGACGUUUGCGCUUGCCGGUUCGAAAAAACUCCGGUAUUCCAAACCGAUGGAUCAGUCCAAUGUAUUGCAAAGAACACUUCCAACUCCGAACCUUAUACUGAUCCAGCAAUGCUGUGCGUGUUGGCUGGGAUGUGUUUGAUGUUCAUCAUAAUAUGCGUUGUACUGAGAUUGUUUAGCAAAGCACGUUGGAGAGAAAACCGUACGAUAUUCAACACGCCCAACCCGAGAUUGAUGAACGUGUCGCUACUGAGAGACAACAAACCGCCGCCCGGAGCAGCCGGCGAACGUAGAGGUAGCAAAUCCAGUACAAAGACCCAUUCCCCUUCGAGACAACCAAGCAUGGCCUCGUUGAAGCCCCAAUCGCCUUCUUUAGGUCGCGGAGUUCGGGGCAACAACAACGGCGGCAACUCGGAAACCGUAAGGUCUCCGACCACCAAAAGUCCCAUGGCACUUCCGGCGGAGCCAAAAACAUCUGUAGCUGUGGACAUACAGCCCGCCGUGUGAAUCGGACAUCGAACGACAUAUUAUACACUUGCGUCGCGUCACCACGUAUUAAUGCUUAUAACCGGUGUCAGGACAUCGCCGACAAUGAUUUUAUUUUUAAACAAAGUUAUUCUUCUUCUUUCUACUUUAUCCGCAAACGGGCUUGAUUGCUUUUGGGACCACGGCUACUGGUUUAUUCAUUUAUCAAUAAUAUUUGAAACAUAAUAUGUAUCGAAACAUAUAAUUAUUACGGUUUUUAAACAUCUCAUUAAAACUAUAUAUGUACACAGAUAAAUCGCAAUGAUUGCGUGCUAUAUUUUUAAAAUUAUUUUAAUACUUGAAACUCACGAUGCUUAGAAUAUAUUAUAGUACGAAGCACUUGGCAAUAUUAGCCAAGAGCUGUUCUUCACACAGUAAAAGUAUUUUACAACAUGAAUUUGUAUUACUUAAAUAUUUAAAAUAUAAUAAUUUAACGUACUUAUUAUAAUUAUUAUUAUUAUUAUGCUAUGAACUCUGCAUUCAUAUAAGGAUAAUAUAAUAUACAAUAUACAUAAUAUAAAACAUAUUAUACACGAUAUAAAUAUAUAAUUAAUUCUUAGACUCACGAAACUUUUAAAUAUUCGUACUAUAACUAAUACACAUUUUUUUAUUAUUAUUAAACAUAAUAAUAUCAUUAUACAAUUACUUACAUAUACGACGUAUCAUCCAUCAAUUAACAAUGUAUAGAUUUUUUUUUUAAUUCGUUUAAGUAAUCUAAGUAUUGUAAGUGUAAAUUUAAAAACUUUUUAAAUUAUUAUUAUAUUAUAUUAUAUUAUACAUAGUGUGUAAUUGCGUUCGAUGUAGUGUAAUCGUUUAAUAUUUAUGAAUAAUAAUAAUAAUAAGUAAGACAUUUUUUAUUCUUUAGAUUGUAAGUUAAUAUUAUACAUAAAAAUAAUAAUACAUAAACGAUAAUAUAGUUAGGAUGUAUUACAUGUAUUUAUUUCCAUAAAUGCGUUUCGGAAAGGCGAUAUGGACUCACCAUUAUUUUUAACCGUUUACAGGGGUCUAAGGUGAAUCUCGAAACUUGAGAAAACAGAGGGAAGGUUUUCUCGAGUUCAAAAACGCCUUAGAACUUGUAAGCGUAAAUUUGAAAUAAAAAUAACGGUUUUUUCUUACCGCUUUUCGUCAUUGUAAUUAUUAUUGCCAUCAAUAGAUAUUAAUUAUUAUCUUUAAAUAUAUAUCUUUAGAAUAAAGUGGUAGAAUUUAAAAAAUA
Messenger RNA from Rhopalosiphum padi (bird cherry-oat aphid), 2584 nucleotides. RefSeq lists its product as uncharacterized. The coding region runs from base 544 to 1353 and encodes 269 amino acids. The record is from RefSeq and is a predicted model, not a curated record. Lineage: Eukaryota; Metazoa; Arthropoda; Insecta; Hemiptera; Aphididae. The transcript has 8 exons.